AUGGCUAGAAAAGAUGAUUAUGACCAACCUCAAUCUCUAUUUUCUUCAUUAAUUGAAAAUAUAUCACACAAUAGUAUUCAGCAAGUAUGGAAAGUAACUAGACAUCGUGGACAAAAAUCAGAACCACAAUAUGUUAUUCUUCUUAAUGAUAGUUCACAUUUAUGUACUUGUCUUUGGCUUAUUAAUAGAGGAAUUAUAUGCAGGCACUUUUUUCGGGGUCCUAAACAAAAGUAUGGAUUUGGUAUGGGAUAUGCUAAAAAAGCUCUUGAUUUGGCUAUUCGAACUGAUAAAGUUGAUGAAUUUGUUAAUCAAGUAAAAUGUUUUAUUGAAAAUACAAAAGUAGAAUUAUCCGAACAUCAGGAAAAUAUAGUUUCUAUGCAUAUUGGUGAUCCAUUAAGAGUACAACAUAAAGGUAGACAACCUAAUAGGUACAGAUCAUGUGGUGAACCCCAAAAAAAGAAAGCAAGGCAUAUGCGAAAUAUAACUAAUAUCAUUAAUAAUGAAAAUGAAGAGAGAGUUGUAGCAACUCAAGCUGGUAAAACAAGAGAAAGACAUUGUAAAAAAUGCCAUCAAACUGGUCAUUAUGCCCCACAAUGUCCAAAUGUUUAA
This is a messenger RNA of Rhizophagus irregularis DAOM 181602=DAOM 197198, 609 nucleotides long. The record is from RefSeq and is a predicted model, not a curated record. NCBI's taxonomy places the organism in Eukaryota, Fungi, Glomeromycota, Glomeromycetes, Glomerales, Glomeraceae.